Molecule: messenger RNA, 2065 nt
Organism: Perognathus longimembris pacificus (Pacific pocket mouse)
Lineage: Eukaryota; Metazoa; Chordata; Mammalia; Rodentia; Heteromyidae
Product: tripartite motif-containing protein 26-like
Exons: 8
Coding region: 121-1749 (542 amino acids)
Molecular function (GO): protein binding; zinc ion binding
Source: RefSeq, a predicted model, not a curated record
GGAGCCCCGACACCCGGCUGGAGAGAGGCGGCCCAAGGCUUCGCGACCCCUCCAGUCCACGUGUCCGGGAAGUGAUUCCUGGCUUUGGAGGACACUGUGUCUGUUUUGAGCUUAGUGAUCAUGGCCGCUGCCUCCCCUCUGAGGAACCUGGAGGAUGAAGUGCUGUGCUCCAUCUGCCUUGAUUACUUGAGAGAACCAGUGACCAUUGACUGCGGCCAUGUGUUCUGUUACCACUGCAUCAUUAAGGUCUGUGAGUCUUCCAGACAGCCAUUGUAUUGUUCUCUCUGCAAGACAGUUUUUAAGAAAGAGAACAUCCGCCAUGUGUGGCAGAUGGCCAGCCUGGUGGAGAACAUCUGGAGGAUGAAGGUAGAAGAGGAAAGACAACCCCGCGAAGAAAGACCACCUGAGCAACGAGCAGAGAACCUGUGCAGGCGGCAUCUGGAAAAGCUGCAUUACUACUGCAAGGACGACCAGCAGAUCCUGUGUGUGAUGUGCCGGGAGUCGCGGGAGCACAGGCACCACGCUGCGGUCCUCCUGGAGAAGGCUGCCCAGUCCUGUCGGGGGAAAAUUCUAAACCAUCUGAAGAUUCUGAAGGGAGACAGGGAUAGAAUUCAGAAUUUUCAGUCUACAGGAGAAGAUGAGAUUCAAGCUCUGUUGACCAAAUUCCAGAACCACAGGCAAGACAUUGUGUCAGUAUUUGAACAGGGCCAUCAAUUCUUGAGAGAAAGGGAGCAGUACCUGUUGGACUUGCUGGUGGGGCUGGAGCAGGAACUCAUAGACGGGAGGAACAGCCAUAUCACUAAAGGCUCUGAGGAGGUGGUCCGGCUUGGGACCCUCAUUUCUGAGUUAGAGAAGAAAGUCCGGCAGCCAGCACUUGAACUUUUGCAGGACCCAGGUGAUAUAAUGAGCAGGUAUCCCCGGAAGAAGUUCUGGAUUGAAAAGCCUAUCAGCCCUGCAGUCAAAAAGCGGGCAGAAGAAUUCUCUGAUAAGUUUCUUUCUCUAGAGAAAGGACUGAGAGGAUUCCAUGGAAAGUUGAUGAGGGAUCUGGAAUAUAAAACAAUGAAGAUCGUCCUGAAUUCUCAGACAGCCAACGGCUACCUCCUAGUGUAUCCCAAUGGGAAGAGUAUGAUAUUCACUGGCUUGUGGAUAAACAAAUACCAACGCGGUCAGCGGUUUGACCCUGAGCCUGGUGUGCUGGGCAGUAAGGGCUUCACAUGGGGGAAAGUGUAUUGGGAAGUGAAAGUGGACAGGAUCUGGUGGGGAGAAGAGGAGGAGGAAGCAAUGAAGUUCAGGGCUGGAGCCAGAGGUAUGUUUGGCAGUAGCUGUCUUGGUGGGUUCCUAGGUAUUGCUGAUGGCUAUGCGUCUCCUGUGUAUAGAAAUGAGAGUGAAGAGUUGGAGGAAGAAUGGUCUCAGGAGACUGGAAUAUGGCCUAAAUUCUGUUUGGUGGGGGUGGCCAGAGAGUCAGUGGUGAGAAGAGGGUCUCUCAGCUUCACUCCUGAGGAGGGAUUCUGGACUCUGCAGCUGUCGUCAGCAGGAGUCUGUAUUUGUACCAGCACUGAACCCUUCCAGAUCCUGUCCUACUGUCCAAGGCAGAUUGGCAUUGCCCUGGAUUAUGAUGGAGGGAAGGUGACCUUUACCAACGCGAGAACUCAGGAGUUUAUCUACGAAUUCUCAUCUUCCUUCACUGGGAGGAUUUUCCCUUUCCUGUGGCUUAAUUGCACGAGAUCCAGACUUACCCUGAGACCCUGAGAGGAGACCUCAUGAACACUGUCUUUGGGUCCUUUUUUUUUCUUUUUCUUUUUCAUUUAUCCCUUAUCCCCCUACAUUAGCCCCAAACCCAUUCAUUAACUGGCUACCCUGCCCUGCCAGUUUCUGAAUCCCUUUAGCUAGAUUGGAGCAGGAUGGCAGGAGUCUCAUGCCAUUUCUGCAUUGUCUCCAAACUGGAAGUGUUGUUAAUACUUGAUGUGUUUUAUCUAUGGUGCAAGAGUUGUAAUGUCUUUGAAGUAUUUAUUAAAAUGUGUGCUGCUGUUAAUCGUUUUUUCUAUUGCUUUCUUUGUCCUUAUCU